Leptomonas pyrrhocoris is the source of this 716-nucleotide messenger RNA. RefSeq names its product putative mitochondrial succinate dehydrogenase. Bases 162 to 716 code for a protein of 184 amino acids. NCBI's taxonomy places the organism in Eukaryota, Euglenozoa, Kinetoplastea, Trypanosomatida, Trypanosomatidae. The transcript has a single exon. Gene Ontology annotation, molecular function: iron-sulfur cluster binding. The record is from RefSeq and is a predicted model, not a curated record. Gene Ontology annotation, biological process: respiratory electron transport chain; aerobic respiration.
AGCCAGUCGUAGUCAACCAUCCCUACGGACCCUAGACAGUUCCCUACUGGAACACCCCAAGCGCUUAUCAUAACUGAUUGUUGCUACUACUAUUUAUUCAUUUAUUUUAGUAUUAUUAUUAGGAUCCAAUCCACACAUUGCCUUGGACUAGAAGAAGAAAAAUGCCGUCUGCGCCGCUGCCGGGUCAGUUCGCGUGCUACAGCAGCCCGCUGUACAUGUACCGCCACCUCGUCAAGAACUCCACGACAAAGACCCCGCAGCUGUACACGGCGAAGGACAACAGCAAGACCGCCUUCCACCUCCUCACCCGCCGCGCCCCCAACGCGAACUACACCGUCAACCGGUGGUACCUGAAGGAGAAGGUGGAGUCGAGCAACCGCAUGCGGUUGGAGGGCCUCUAUGAGUGCGUGCUGUGCGCCUCCUGUACCGGCUCCUGUCCGCAAUACUGGUGGAACCGCGAGCACUUCCUUGGCCCUGCCGUGCUGCUCCAGUCCUACCGCUGGCUCGUCGAGCCCCUCGACCGCGACUUUGAUGAGCGGGUGCGCAUGUUUGAGACGGGCAACCUCGUGAACAUGUGCCACAACAUCUUCAACUGCAGCAUCACGUGUCCGAAGUUCCUCAACCCGGGGCUGGCGUCGAAAGAGAUCAAGCGGGUGUCAUCGCCGGUGACGAAGCGCGUAGGACCGGCGGUGGACCUUCCACCGAUCAAGAACUAG